Messenger RNA from Aspergillus homomorphus CBS 101889, 882 nucleotides. Its product is annotated as Metallo-hydrolase/oxidoreductase. Bases 1 to 882 code for a protein of 293 amino acids. Lineage: Eukaryota; Fungi; Ascomycota; Eurotiomycetes; Eurotiales; Aspergillaceae. The transcript is spliced from 2 exons. The record is from RefSeq and is a predicted model, not a curated record.
AUGAGCUUUCGUGUACCACUAAAACGGUGUGACAAUGGGUUUAUCCCUACAUAUAUUAAAUACUUAUUCACUAGUGGACCCCAACCCGACAAGCCGGCACCUGGUCCCCAAUCUCCUGCACCUUGCACCUUAAUCUACACAACCAAAGACGCAGAUCUCGUGAAAUGGAUCCACAAGAUUGCCCUGGGUCGCAAACUAACGCACAUCUACAUCACACACGGCCACGGGGACCACUUCUUCGGCAUCCCCGUCAUCCACACCCACUUUCCAGAGGUCAAAGCUGUAACCACCACCCGCGUGCUCGAACACAUGAAACAACAGGCUGAGCCGUCGGUUUACGCGGCCACAUGGGAAGCGCGUUUCCCCGGCCAGGCCUACACCCCGCAGCUGAGCGUGCUCGCUUCUCCGCUGCCGCCGGAGAGUCACCGGUUUAUGUUGGAGUAUCGCUACGUUCUGCAGGCGGUCGAGUGUGGGCACUCGGAUGCCUAUGAUUUGACGGUCCUGUGGGUUCCAGACCUGAAGCUGGCGGUUUGUGGGGAUGUGGUGUAUGGGCAGGUGCACCAGAUGCCGUUGGAGGCUAACACUAGGGCGAAACGGGAGGGCUGGAUACUUGCGGUGGAGGUGGUCGAGGCGUUGGGCCCUGUGUAUGUGGUUCCUGGUCAUAAAUUGCCGGAAGAUAUGGAUGGGGUUUGGCAUCUUGCUGUGACGAAGAGGUAUCUUGUAGAUUUUGGGAGGAUCGCGGCUGGUAACCCUGAAAAUCCUAACGAGGUGUUCGCGCGGAUGAUGGAGUUGUAUCCGGAAAGAUUCAAUCCUGGGGCUCUCAGGCUGGGCGCUGUUGGGUUGUUCCAGGUCUCCGAGAGAGUAUCAGCUCUAGGGUGGUGA